AUGAACUGGCUGUUCCCGCUCGCCAAGGGCGGCGGCGCCUCCGCCGCGGGCCCCGCGCCGCCCGCGCGCACCGGCCUCCAGCAGCAGCGCCAGCGACAGGUCGAGUCCCUGCGCGCCGCGCACGCCUCCAUUGCAGAAAUUCAGAAAGAUGUGGAAUAUCGACUGCCGUUCACUGUAAACAACUUGACAAUUAAUAUUAACAUCUUGCUUCCACCUCAGUUUCCUCAGGAAAAGCCAGUCAUCAGUGUUUUCCCACCUGUGAGACAUCAUUUAAUGGACAAGCAGGGAGUAUAUGUGACCGGUCCAUUAAUAAGUAAUUUUACAAUGCACUCAGAUCUUGGAAAAAUUAUUCAAAGUUUACUGGAUGAGUUUUGGAAGAAUCCUCCAGUCCUGGCUCCUAGCUCAACAUCAUUUCCAUACCUUUUCAACAAACCAGCUGGAAUGCCUCCUUUUGCUCCUCAGGGGUUUCCAUUUCUUCCUCCAUACCCACCUCAAGAAACAAAUAGAACAAUGGCAACCAUGCCUGUUGCUGAAUCAGUUUCUUCAAGCUACACUACAGACAAGCCUGCUGCUCCCUCCUAUGGCUUGAUUGCUGAUCUGCCACUACCUGUUCCCACAGCAGAAGCUGUGCUUCAGGUUGGCCAGAGGUUUACUUACAAGAUGCCUGAUGUUCCUGAUACCUUUCCAGAACUCUCAGAACUAAGCAUAUCGCAGCUGACCAGUAUGAAUGAGCAAGAAGAGGUACUAUUGGAACAAUUUGUGGCUCUACCACAACUGAAGCAAGUCAUUACUGAUAGAGAUGAGUUAGUGAAAAUCGAAGAGCUGGCAAAAAAAAACUUGUUGCUGGAGCCUAGUCUUGAAGCAAAAAGACAGACAGUGUUGGAUAAAUAUGAACAACUUACGAUGAAAGCAGCCUUUGAAAAAAAGAUGCAAAGACAACAUGAACUUAGUGAGAUUCACAACUGAGUUUCAAAAGUAGACCCUAUUUAUUGAAGACACUUGAAACGCUAGUUCUACUGAGAAAUCAUGCACUCGAGACCUGUCAGAUUUCCAAGCUGGAUGCUUUCUACAGUGUAGGAGUGCAGUCCAAGUGCUCUGCAAGCCAGACUUAAAGUAGCUGCCCAUGAAGCUGAAGAGGAGUCUGACACUAUUGCAGAAGACUUCUUGGAAGGCAAAACAGAAUAGAUGACUUCUUAGUAGUUUCAUGGAAAAGAGAACGCUGUGCCACUGCAGACGAGCCAAAGAGGAAAAACUUCAACAGGCAAUAGCAAUGCACAGCAAUUUCAUGCACCGCUAUAGACUUCCUGCAAACUACACCUGCCAAGAGAACGAAUGAAAAACCCAAUAAAGCACACUUUUUAAUAAUUAUUAUUUGCAAAUAAGCAUUUCAUCUUACAUGGUUGUAUUUAUAGAAGAGAUUGUAUACAAAGUUGGAAUGGUUUUUGUACAAAUUAGAAUGUCUCUUUAUAUUCUCAUUGUACUCAAGAAUCCUUCUAUUGCAAUCUUCGCAUUAAUUUCUUGUAUUUAUUGUUGAUAGUUCUUAUUAUAUUUAAGUUCCCUGCUGCUAUACUCCAUUCUUCAAAAAUUAAAUAUCUAAACAUGUAAUUUUGACUAGCUUUUUACAUUUUUAUAAAAACUUAAUUCAUAUCUUUUGUAUUCUGAACUUUAAACAUAGAUUUGGCUUGAUCUGUGGAAGACUGAGAUAAGUGUUGAUAGGGCUUUGGAAACUGAAGAAGUUCUUAAUUGAGAUGGUCAGUGGAUUCACAAGCUGUCUUUUCUUGAAGCCAAAAUACUGAAGAACAAGUUUUUUACUUCCAAAUAAUAAUAGAAAACUAAGUGUAGCUUAUAUUGUGUUUUGGAUAAAUAGAUUGGAAUUAAGCAAAGAAUGUGUUGGAACAAAUUAUACUGGAAUCAAAAUAGAAUAAAUGAUCUCUGCUUAGAUUUCGUAUGUUGGUUAGUAGCAUUGAUGCACUGAUUUCAGGAGUGGCUUGGUGUCUACCACUAUAAUUAAACACAAUUUUCAUCUG
Chiroxiphia lanceolata (lance-tailed manakin) is the source of this 2027-nucleotide messenger RNA. It is a transcript of the gene VPS37A, whose product is annotated as VPS37A subunit of ESCRT-I. Gene Ontology annotation, biological process: protein targeting to membrane; ubiquitin-dependent protein catabolic process via the multivesicular body sorting pathway; protein targeting to vacuole. Gene Ontology annotation, cellular component: ESCRT I complex. Lineage: Eukaryota; Metazoa; Chordata; Aves; Passeriformes; Pipridae. The record is from RefSeq and is a predicted model, not a curated record.